GCGGACCUUUAACAAAACCGGAAGUGUCUCCUGAUGAAGCUGACAGUUAGCUAUCAUGGCGCUUGAUGUUAAAGCCAGAAACAAACGAUACGAGAAGCUGGAUUUCCUCGGAGAGGGUCAGUUCGCCACAGUGUACAAAGCAAGGGACAAAACGACUGACACCAUAGUUGCCAUUAAAAAGAUUAAGGUUGGCCACAGAACUGAGGCUAAAGAUGGUAUCAACAGGACAGCUCUCAGAGAGAUCAAAUUGCUGCAGGAGCUGCACCAUCCAAACAUCAUAGGGCUGCUGGACGCCUUCGGACACAAAUCUAACAUCAGCCUGGUGUUUGAUUUCAUGGAAACAGAUCUGGAGGUGAUCAUCAAAGACACCAGUCUAGUCCUGACUCCGGCCAACAUUAAAGCCUACAUCCUCAUGACUCUACAGGGAUUAGAGUAUAUGCACCAUCACUGGGUCCUGCACAGGGAUCUGAAGCCCAAUAAUCUGCUGUUAGACGGCAACGGAGUGUUGAAGUUGGCUGAUUUUGGUCUGGCCAAAGCAUUUGGCAGCCCCAACAGAGUCUACACACAUCAAGUUGUUACCAGGUGGUACCGCUCCCCUGAGCUCCUGUUUGGUGCCAGGAUGUACGGUGUGGGUGUUGACAUGUGGGCAGUGGGCUGCAUCUUGGCAGAGUUACUCCUUCGGAUACCAUUCCUUGCUGGAGAUUCAGAUCUUGACCAGCUGACUAAGAUCUUUGAGGCUCUGGGGACGCCCACAGAAGAGACAUGGCCAGGGAUGACCAGUCUACCAGACUAUGUGUCCUUCAAAAUAUUCCCAGGCACGCCUCUGGAAAAUAUAUUUAGUGCAGCAGGAGACGACUUACUAGAGCUGCUACAGGGCUUCUUCACCUUUAACCCCUCGACAAGGCUCACAGCUACACAGGCUCUGAAGACGAAGUACUUCAGCAAUCGACCUGGUCCCACUCCUGGACACCAACUCCCCCGACCAAACUGCACAGCUGAGGCUCUGAGGGAGAAGGAAACAGUUGGGCUCAAGAGGAAAAUCGAAGGCCUGGAGACAACUGUGAUGAAAAAGAAGCUUAUUUUCUGACCAGACUGGACCUGGUUCAUCAGAUGACCAAUCAUCUUCACACCAUUACGUGGCUCAGCCUGCCCGCAUUGCUCAGGAUCGUCCACUGGAAUGAAAAAAAAAAAAAGUCAAAUCCAGCGGAGAGGAAAAAGGCUCAGAUGUGACUUGACUUUAGGAAAUGUUAGAGGUUGUAGCUGUUACAUCAGCUGAGAAUUGUGCCUGAAGUUAGCUCUUAGUAUCCAAGGUGCUGCUGUGUGUAGCACCCAAUGAGUGAUGCACAACAGAGGUCAAUAGCGUUUGCUCUGAUCUUUCUUCAUUGUAACAAUGAUGCCUAAGCUCUGGGAGCCUGUUGUAAUAUGUAUAUUUAUGUGACUGACAAUAAGAACAACCAAACAAGCAAGCCUGAUUUAUUUCAUGUAUAUGUAUUUAAAUGUGUAUGUGAUUUCCUGCUGUCAUUAUAAUUAAAGGGACAGUCCAACACACAAUCAAAAACACAUGUUUUUCCUCUUAUAUGUAGUGCUCUUUAUUAGUGUAGAUUUUU
This is a messenger RNA of Epinephelus fuscoguttatus (brown-marbled grouper), 1607 nucleotides long. RefSeq names its product cyclin-dependent kinase 7 (gene cdk7). Gene Ontology annotation, biological process: protein phosphorylation; positive regulation of transcription by RNA polymerase II. Gene Ontology annotation, cellular component: nucleus; cytoplasm; transcription factor TFIIK complex. Gene Ontology annotation, molecular function: ATP binding; RNA polymerase II CTD heptapeptide repeat kinase activity; cyclin-dependent protein serine/threonine kinase activity. The transcript has 12 exons. NCBI's taxonomy places the organism in Eukaryota, Metazoa, Chordata, Actinopteri, Perciformes, Serranidae. The record is from RefSeq and is a predicted model, not a curated record. Bases 56 to 1087 code for a protein of 343 amino acids.